Peniophora sp. CBMAI 1063 is the source of this 1194-nucleotide messenger RNA. NCBI's taxonomy places the organism in Eukaryota, Fungi, Basidiomycota, Agaricomycetes, Russulales, Peniophoraceae. The record is from the annotation of a GenBank genome assembly.
AUGCCAGACGCCGCUACUGUUGACCUACCGAACCUUCAACUGACUGAUGCACGAUCAUUCCUCUUACCAUACUUUACGCCUGCCAAUAAUCGACGCGUACGCUCCAUCAACAUCGGACUGGCCGCGAACGGAGCGCCCGAUGAGCUGGAGGGCCUCCUUGCUGGCAACUUCCCUAAACUCCACACCUUGAGCCUUCUCUGUUGGGAACCUGAACAUUAUGGACUGGCACUGUCCAAUCCAAAGGAUAUCAUCUGGGUCGAAGCUCUAGAGAUAUCGCGGGCUCCUGCUCUGACUCGUGUUGACUUGCGAAAUUGUUUGCCGCCUUGGAACGCAAACAUCUAUUCGCAGCUCACACACCUUGAAAUACGAAUUCGUGGCCGCAAUGUUCUUGUCAGCGAGCAACAGCGGCCCACUCACGAAGCACUUCUUUCGGUCAUCACCUCGAUGGACGCAAUCGAGGAGAUAUACCUGGACGUUUUCCCAAACUACCCGAACGCGGGGGCAGAACCUGAGCCCGUUCAUGUACCAUCCAGAUGCAAGCUUAUCACGCUACAUACCUCUGACCCAAAUCUUAAUCGACAUUGCUGCCGACUGGGCGCCUCUUUCGUUCUCCCACCAAAAGUCGUGUUCAUCAUCAGGCAGGCUAGCGGGAAGGACGCAGAACUGGCCGUUCGUCACUUCGCCGGGCCGUCCCGUCCUCCAAGUGCCCUUAGUUUCAACUCGGGCGGCGAUUAUCGGGUAGAUGGAACUCUCUGCGGCCAAGUGACCAUUCCCCUCAACCCCGCUCGUUGGCUCAAGAAGCCCGAAGCCCUAGCCGAGAGGACACCGAGGGGCUUCGUCUCCAUACAGUUCGAGCUUUACGACGUCCCGGAUGAUAUCAAGGAGGAAUACGAUGAUUAUUGCCGCUACACCAUGCUUGAGAGUCUUUGUCAGGUAGACUUCAGCGAGGUGAAGGUACUGCGAAUCGAGAACAUCUGGGAGGAUAGAGACAUCCUGCGGUUGUUCGGUGUGGACGAGUCGGAAGGGGACGUCUUUGACGAGAAGCUAUUGGAACCCCCGAUUCUCGCGGAUGCGACCGAGGUCGAAGUCGUCGUCCUGACCAUGGAAGGGUAUCUGCCUAUAUUGGCUGAUUUGUUACAUGCCGGUCGCCAUCCUUUCCCCAAGUUUCAUACUAUACACGCCCCGGAGAUGUGA